This is a messenger RNA of Colletotrichum spaethianum, 417 nucleotides long. RefSeq lists its product as uncharacterized. Bases 1 to 417 code for a protein of 138 amino acids. The transcript has 2 exons. Lineage: Eukaryota; Fungi; Ascomycota; Sordariomycetes; Glomerellales; Glomerellaceae. The record is from RefSeq and is a predicted model, not a curated record.
AUGGAUGCGGAGGAGGCCCCGGGUAGCGAAGCGUUACGCGAAAAUGAAGAGCGAGAGCGAUCGACGUUCAAGCGCAUGCAGAUAGAAUGCACGCGCCAACGUCGGUUUUUCGAACGUGUGCGUGUCGAAACAGCUUUGGCUCGCGAGGCAGCACUAGGACCGCCUCGGGACGAUUGGGACGACGACCGUAGGCGAAAACCGCAGCCUGACGCAGGUAUGCAAGGCACCUUGGGGUUGAUGGCUAGCCCGACAGUAGUCAAGUCCGGGUUUCGCGAUCCGAUGCGGCAACAGGUCCGCUUUUUCCAGACUCUCGCUCUGCAGUUCCGUCGUCAAACCCAAGCCGGGGCCGGGGCCGUGGGCGGCGGCGGCGGCGAUGGCGGCAAGAAUACCUGUACGGAGUACGUGUCAAGUGGAUGA